AAACGCUUUGUCCUUUGAUAAUUUUUGCUGAUAACUAGUUGUGCAAUGCGUUGUGUGUAAAGCGAGCAGUGUCGUUUUCACCGUUAACAUGAAUUCUCGUUUCUACAUAUUUAUUCUUUUCUAUUUCGCGGGAUAUUUGUGUUACGGAUCUUUGAACAAUGAAGUACAAAGGAUCAUUAAUGGAUUAGACACCAAUAUUGAUUUAGUUCCUUAUAUGUUGUCGCUGAGGUUAAAUGAUGUACAUGUGUGCUGUGCUGCUAUAAUAAGUGAGAAAUGGGCUGUGACAGCAGGUCAUUGCAUGCAAAUAACUGACGAUCCUAUAAAAGAGAUUACCUUAUGUAGUGGAUCUUCCAUUCUUUAUGAGAAUUGUACCGUUCAUAACGUAAACAAUUUUUUCAUACAUGAAAACUUUGAUAACGAUAUCAAUGACUAUGACAUCGCUGUUAUACAAGUAACACCUGCAUUCAUAUAUAAUGAUCAUACGAAAGCGGUUGACUUGGCGUCAAACAAAAAUGUUCAUAGGAAAUGGGGUACAGUCUGCGGUUGGGGAUACUAUCUGAAAGUCCAAGGUGUUAUCGAUCCAGUUCUGGCGAAAACUCUACAGUGUAUAGUAGUACCACGAAUAAAUAAAUGGACAUGCCAAAAAGAUUAUAUAAACAGAUAUAUAGUGACAUCUCGAAUGACAUGUUAUGGAUUUCAGGAGGGGGGCAUAGAUGCUUGUCAAGGUGAUUCUGGAGGGCCAAUAGUGAAUACUAACAAUAUCCUCCUCGGCAUAACUUCAUGGGGAGAUGGUUGUGCUGAAAAGAAUUCGCCUGGUGUAUACACAGAUGCAAUAUUACUUCGGCAUUGGAUUAAAAGCAAAACUGGCAUAGAAACUUAAAAAAUUCACUAUUAUAAUAGGUAAUAUAUUUGGAAUCCUCACGCAGAGAAAAAGUUUAUUAUGAUCGCUC
Molecule: messenger RNA, 950 nt
Organism: Trachymyrmex septentrionalis
Lineage: Eukaryota; Metazoa; Arthropoda; Insecta; Hymenoptera; Formicidae
Product: trypsin-1-like
Exons: 7
Coding region: 89-880 (263 amino acids)
Biological process (GO): proteolysis
Molecular function (GO): serine-type endopeptidase activity
Source: RefSeq, a predicted model, not a curated record